This is a messenger RNA of Cebus imitator (Panamanian white-faced capuchin), 1380 nucleotides long. RefSeq lists its product as uncharacterized. The record is from RefSeq and is a predicted model, not a curated record. The transcript has 5 exons. NCBI's taxonomy places the organism in Eukaryota, Metazoa, Chordata, Mammalia, Primates, Cebidae. Bases 1 to 1014 code for a protein of 337 amino acids.
AUGUUCUCACUCCUGGUACUGGCUGCUACAGAACAGAGGCUCGACUCUGUGAUCUGGGCUUUAUUAUACUUGCGACUUUUAGUAGGAUUUCGGAUCCUGGUGCCUACGUUCUGUGCUCAGGUGUUUGAUAAAUUAAGGAAUGUCAAGAUUCUGAAAGGCACACGAUCUACAUGGCCUUCCUAUCAACCCUUGCAGGGCUGCGUUGUCAGAAAUGGAGACCGCUAUGAUUCAUUCCCUCUGCACCGCCCCGAAUCACAAUUUCCAAAAGAUUUCCAGGGUCCUAGUGGGGGACUCCUCUAUCCUCCAACCAACACCGUUUUUCCUCAUGAGGUCAGACUAACAGAAGCAAUGAGAGGAAGAGGAGCGCUGACCACCCGCCCGGAGCAGCGGCCAGGAGGGAGGUGGGGAAGGGCUGGGCCCCUCUCGGCGUCCCGGGUUCCCGGCCAAAGUCUCCAGGUCUGCGAGAGUCUGCGAAGGCCGAGUUUCCGCGCCAGAGGAGCCGGUCCAAGCAGACAGGCAAGGUUCCAGCCCCGGUUGACGGCCCCAUCUCCUCUCUGUCCCCGGGCCCGCCAGCAGCAGCCGCGGCUCGGUUUCCCCUCCCCGCCGCCCGCGCUCUCUCCUCCUGCGCCCAGGCCGGUCUCGGGCUCCGGAUCCGGGCGGCGACGGUGCAGAUGGUGGCGCGCAGGGGACCGUCCUGGAGCCCGGGAACAACGGAAGCUGGAGGCGGCAGUUCAGAAAAGUUGUGAGGUCUCCAGCGCGGGCGGCCACGGGAGCUGGAGCGGCGACGAAGAGGACCCGAGGGGACGCAGCCCGCCUGGCACCAACGGCCGCGGGCGCCAGGGACCCUACGCUCUGGGAGGACACGGCCCCGGCAGGUGCGGCGCGCUGGGCCCGGUGCUUUGCGCCUUCCCCGGCACAGGACGUACUUUAUUCAGCUGGGUGCUGAAAAACAGUGUUGGAAAUCAGGAAACGGAACAAGGCCUCAUUUCACACUCAGAAUGUGGGUUGCAGUAGUCACUUCCUGUGCUGAUGGGAAAGAAAGGAUCAUACAACCUUUUGACUUUUGGAUUCAAGAGAGAGGUGUUGGCUCGUCCCGCUAACAGGUAUUCCUCAAGACAUAUUUUGGCGGGUUUAUAAAAUUCAAUAUGUAUUUCUAAGUCAGAUAUAUUUUGUUGCGAUCUGGCCCUUGGACAAAGUGAGACCCUGGCAACUGAUGUUUAUGGCUUUCCAUAGACCCUUUCAGAUAACAUUUGCAUAGCAUUUUACUUCAGCUAUUUCACGUAAGUGGAAGAUUUUGCCACAAAACUGAAAUAAAUUUUAAAAAACCCUGCAUUCUUAAAUUUUGUAUGCAUCCAAAGGUAUAAAAAUAUCUACAUAAAA